UGAUUUUACAGGCACUGAUGCAUCAUGCAGCAUCACUAAGCAACAAGUGGAUAAUUAACAAAGGAGAAACCGAGUCAGCUGCUCCUCUGUGCUACUUUCCUACAACCUAGUUGGGGAAUAUAAUAGAAAAACAAUGGGCACAUAGAGGACCAUCGCUUAAAUUUAAGACGUUGAUUUGUCCACUAGUCCCCAAUCAGGAUAUGGAUGUGCAUCUAGGAGGGAGCCUUGCCUUUUUCUAGUUUUCUGCACUGUGUUAUACCUUUCUUCAAUCUUCCAAAAAUCCAGCCAUGGCUGCUGCAGCUGCAGCUUUUGCAGGAAAAGGUAUUGCAACAACAGUUAUCUCCUAUAUCAUCAACAAGGCCUUUGACUACCUGAAGGAUAACAAGAAAGACGUGGGAUUGAAAAGUACCAAGAAAAGGCUAGAGGAACUAGUUCCUCAGAUCCAAGUUGUGUUUGAAGCUGUUGACACAGAUCAGAUUAGAGAUCAAAGUGGGGCACUAGAUGCAUGGUUGUGGCAACUUAGAGAUGCCUUUGAGGAAGCUGAGGAUGCGCUUGAUGAGCUAGAAUAUUACAAGCUUGAGGAAAAAGUGAAAAUGCGAGAUAACAAGGUGAGUGGCUCUUUUCAUAAGUUCAAGGGCAGGGUUGUCCAGCAAUUUAAUCAUGCAUUCAAAACUGGGUCACUGAAGAGGUUGAUAAGUGCUGUCAAAACAUUAGACGAUGCUGUUUCUGGUGUGGAGCGUUUUAUUUGUGUUCUCAACCAGAUUGACAACAAUAAGAUGAAGAAUCACAGACAAGUGGUGGAUUUCAGGAAUCGGCGCGAAACAAGCUCACUGCCUCCCAGCAUGGUACUUGGCAGAGAGGAGGAGAGGAAAGUUUUAGUUGACUGGUUGACCAAGGCUGAAAACAGUGCACCUGAACAAAUUGUCAACAAUAUAUCUAUAUUUUUUAUAGUUGGGAUAGGUGGAUUGGGGAAGACAACACUAGCACAAGUUAUAUGCAAUGAUAACGAUGUGAUAGGGUGUUUUGAUUUGAUAAUCUGGGCCUGUGUUUCUUUUGAAUUUGAUGUUGAAAGAUUAAUGACAAAGAUCCUUCAAGAGGUAACUGGUGAAAAAAUAAACAUUGAGGGCCUAAGUUCUCUUCACAAGGUCCUCAAGGAAAAAUUGAGUUCCAAAACAUUCCUCCUUGUACUGGAUGAUGUGUGGAAUGAUCAUAGUGUCAAGGAUUGGGAUGAUUUGGUACGGCCAUUGAGAUAUGGGAAGAAAGGAAGUAAGAUCUUGAUGACACCAACUCGAAUGCAAUCAGUAGCUGAUCUUGCUGCAAGAGCAAUGCAGGAAGAAGGCCAGUUUAUGAGAUUGUGUGGACUAGAAGAAACUAACCUUCUUGUUAUGUUGAACAGUCACGCAUUUUUCGGUGUCAAUCCUGAUGAUUACAGAAAUCUGCAGCAGAUCAGCAAGCAAAUGGCCAGCAAACUCUGUGGUUCUCCACUGGCAGCAAAAGUUCUAGGUGGAUUGUUGAACAGCAAAAGGGACAGUAGCACUUGGAACAGAAUUUUGGCAACUAAUAUUAAUAAUACAGAACAGGGUAAAGAAGGGAUCAUGAUGGUGCUAAGGUUAAGUUAUCAACAUCUACAAACUCAUUUGCAGGCAUGUUUCAGGUACUGCAGCUUAUUUCAUAAAGGCUAUGAGUUCACAAAGAAAGAGUUGGUGUACUUAUGGAUGGGCUCAGGACUAAUCCAAUAUGUAGCGGAUGACAUGAUGCCUCAGGAUGUUGGAAUGGAAUAUUUGGAUACAUUAACCAUGAAAUCCUUUUUUGACAUCAAACUGAGGCCUCAUUCUCGUCGUGCUAUAAAAUGCAACUUAUUUGAUGAAUAUUAUGAAGAAAAAUAUGUCAUGCAUGAUCUUCUUCAUGAGUUGGCACGUUCUGCUUCAGUAAAUGAAUGUAUCAGAAUUGACAGAAAAUUUUCUGGGACAGUACCCAAGACCAUUAGACACAUGUACAUUGAACUUAUGAGUCCUACUGUGGUUGAACAGAUCUCUCAAGUAAAGAAACUGCGCACCCUCAUCAUGCAGUUUCAAGACCAAGAUCAGGCAGCGGAAGAACUCAUACUCUGAUAUAGCAGCUGAUAACUCUUCCGGAUCAGGGCUUCCUUUCAUUUCCUCUGCAUAUUUA
Messenger RNA from Panicum virgatum (switchgrass), 2169 nucleotides. Its product is annotated as putative disease resistance protein RGA4. Bases 288 to 2111 code for a protein of 607 amino acids. Gene Ontology annotation, molecular function: ADP binding. The record is from RefSeq and is a predicted model, not a curated record. NCBI's taxonomy places the organism in Eukaryota, Viridiplantae, Streptophyta, Magnoliopsida, Poales, Poaceae. The transcript has a single exon. Gene Ontology annotation, biological process: defense response to other organism.